Molecule: messenger RNA, 641 nt
Organism: Culex quinquefasciatus (southern house mosquito)
Lineage: Eukaryota; Metazoa; Arthropoda; Insecta; Diptera; Culicidae
Gene: Srx
Product: putative sulfiredoxin
Exons: 3
Coding region: 100-522 (140 amino acids)
Biological process (GO): cellular response to oxidative stress
Cellular component (GO): cytoplasm
Molecular function (GO): sulfiredoxin activity
Source: RefSeq, a predicted model, not a curated record
UUUGCAUUAUACCAGUCGCAAAUAUUGAGGUAAAUCAACAAAAUAAAGCCCACUUUACUAUCUUGAACUCAGUGCCGUGCCAACCGUGGUGGAACGCGAAUGUUGCUGCGGAGCCUGACGCUGCUGCAGACAUUCACCUGUGCUCAACGUGUCGCAGCUUUAUCAACCCAACCACCCCCAUCGGCGAUGACGAGCGUCCAUUCGGCCGGUAUUGCCGAGGUGCACGAGAUGCCCAUGUCGGCCAUUGUGCGGCCCAUUCCGUCCGAGCUGGACAACGCCAAGGUGGAGUCGCUGAUGGCGACGAUUCAGGACCCCAAACAGGCCAAUAAUGUCCCCCCGAUCGACGUGCUCUGGAUCGAGGGCACCGAGGGCGGCAACUAUUUCUACAGUUUCGGGGGCUGUCAUCGGUUUGAGGCCAACCGCCGGCUCGGCCGCCCAACCAUCACGGCCAAGCUGGUCAAGUCGUCGCUGGCGGACCUGCAGCACUAUCUGGGCGGAAGUUGCCCCAAGUCGUUGAAGUGAAUUUAAAUUUAUAUUUUUCGUUGUCAGUAAUUGUUAAGGAAAUCGUUGAACUUGUUGGAACGCGCUUAUUUAUGAGUAAAAAUAUAAAUGUAUUUUUUUGUUUCUAUAUUUACAAAAUA